Messenger RNA from Anthonomus grandis grandis, 1613 nucleotides. RefSeq names its product B9 domain-containing protein 1 (gene B9d1). Gene Ontology annotation, biological process: cilium assembly. The transcript has 4 exons. NCBI's taxonomy places the organism in Eukaryota, Metazoa, Arthropoda, Insecta, Coleoptera, Curculionidae. Bases 44 to 595 code for a protein of 183 amino acids. The record is from RefSeq and is a predicted model, not a curated record. Gene Ontology annotation, cellular component: MKS complex.
CUCAUUUUUAGGUUAUUUUCCAAUAGGAAAACUUAAUUUAAUAAUGUCGGAUGGCACAUUUUUAAUAUCGUUCACCGGCCAAAUCGAAUUUGCCGAACUUAUGAGCACUGCCGGAUCAUCUUAUCAUUGCAAAUAUGAAUUUUAUUCAGGGCCGGAUUGGAAAAUAAUCGGCGGACUCGAACAUGGUAUUUCACAAAUCGCGAAUGCCGUAAAUAAUAAUGAUAAGGUGGUGUUCAAUUUUCCUGUUGACGUUCAGUUUAAAAGCACGAACCCAUUCGGAUGGCCCCAGUUAGUGAUAAGCAUCUACAAAGAAAUGACGUUAGAAGGUUACGGUAGGACCCAUUUGCCUUUAAAGCCGGGACGUCAUAAUUUACAGGUGAACCUGGCCAAACCAAAGGCUUCCUCUUUGUUAGGAUAUUUGGGAAGUUUUUUCGGAUAUCAACCUGAGCUGCUGCAGCCGAAAGUACUGGCCAGUACCGCUGGAAAUAACUUGAUCAGAAUGGAGUCUUCGGGACAGCUUCACAUGAUAUUUAACGUAGUAACACAAAACUUUUUAAAACUAGGAUACGAUUUCGGAAAAAUCAGCCGAGACUAGUUUUUUACUAAACGAUUCUAUUAACAGCAUCAUGUGGACCAACGCACAGCGCGCAUUCGCCGUGGAAGUGUACCUCCGCGAAAAUCGGUCAGUUAUUGCUGCGCAACGAGCGUUCCGGAUAAGCUUCCAAAUUCCGCAAAAUGAAGGAGUCCCGGACCGAAAAUCAAUUGUGUUGUGGGUCAAGAUCUGUUAUCAAAAAAGGAGGUGGACGGCCACUGACAGCUCGGACACCCGAAAACAUGGAGACUGUGAGACGCUCAUUUUUACGGUCACCUAGACGUUCUGCACGGAGACACGCAGCUGCCCUUCGUUUAUCUGACCGCACUGUGCGAAGAAUUCUUCACAAGGAUCUUCGUUUUCAUCCAUACAAGAGGGUUCUGGCACAGGAAUUAUCAGAACGUGAUUAGAACAAUCGACGUGCUGCAUGUGAAAUUAUGCUUCAAAAUUUACCUCAGGGCGCAGUUUUUUUUAGUGACGAGGCAUAUUUUUACUUGUCUGGCUGUACUGGGCCGCUGAUAAUCCGAGAGAGAUACACGAGAAGCCUCUACAUAGUGAGGAAGUGACAGUUUGGUGCGCCGUGUCUGAAAUGGGGAUAAUCGGCCCUUACUUCUUUGAAGAAGAAAAUCACGCUGUUAGUGUGAAUUCGGAACGCUUCAUCGGCCCAGCCUUUGCAGGACUCAAUGUGCAAGAUGCCUGGUCUCAGCAAGAUGGGGCAACAGCUCACACAUCUCGAGCUUCAAUGCAAGUAUUGAGAGAAAUGUUCCCCGGACGUUUGCUGAGAGGCGAUAUUUCUUGGCCUGCACGCUCGCCCGACCUAACGCCCUGCAACUUCUUUCUGUGGGGUUACCUAAAAGCUGAAGUCUUCAAACAUCGUCCAACGACUAUUAGACAACUAAAGGAUGCAAUCCGCCUGGAAAUUCGCAGAAUACCCCAAGAAAUGCGAAACUUCAGAAGUCGCUUGCACCAGUGCUUCGAUAAUGGUGGACGGCACUUGCCAGAUAUUCUCUUCAAAACCACA